GCUUCUCCCACGCCCCCCACCUACAUCCCCAAAACAAUAUCCCCAAAAACAUGUUUCUCAGGAAAACCAAUCGUACUUGUUGAAACCCUAGCGCCAUCUCGCCGCCGGCGAUGUCCGCUUGACGGACGCGCCGCCGAGAAAGCACCAAACUCCUCCGAGCCCUCCCAUCUCUCUGAUCCGUCGCCCGCCCGCGGGAUCCGGAUCGUCUUCAGCCAUGUCAAAGGCCAGGGUCUACGCCGACGUUAACGUGGUGCGCCCCAAGGAGUACUGGGAUUAUGAGGCCCUCGCCGUCCAGUGGGGUGAGCAGGAUGACUAUGAAGUUGUGCGGAAAGUUGGAAGGGGCAAAUACAGUGAAGUCUUUGAAGGUAUCAACGUCAACAAUAAUGAGAAAUGUGUUAUUAAGAUCCUGAAGCCUGUGAAGAAGAAGAAGGUAACUUAUCUGUGCCUUAUAUGGUCACGGUUUAACUAUGAUUUUAGUUUUUUCACGUUUGUCAUGCUUAUCCAGAUCAAAAGAGAGAUCAAAAUACUACAGAAUCUCUGUGGAGGUCCAAAUAUUGUGAAGCUGCUUGAUAUUGUCAGGGAUCAGCAUUCAAAAACACCAAGCUUGAUCUUUGAAUACAUCAAUAACACAGAUUUCAAAGUGCUAUAUCCGACAUUGACAGAUUAUGACAUUCGCUACUAUAUCUAUGAGUUACUGAAGGCUUUGGAUUACUGCCAUUCACAAGGCAUUAUGCACCGAGAUGUGAAGCCUCACAAUGUUAUGAUAGAUCAUGAGCUUCGAAAACUCCGGUUAAUAGACUGGGGCCUUGCUGAAUUCUACCAUCCUGGAAAGGAGUAUAACGUUCGUGUUGCAUCAAGGUACUUCAAGGGACCUGAGCUUCUUGUUGACUUGCAAGAUUACGACUACUCUUUGGACAUGUGGAGUCUUGGCUGCAUGUUUGCUGGAAUGAUAUUCCGCAAGGAACCAUUUUUCUAUGGCCAUGACAACCAUGACCAACUUGUUAAAAUUGCAAAGGUACUUGGAACAGAUGGGCUAAAUGCUUAUUUGAACAAGUACAGAAUUGAGCUUGACCCUCAGCUUGAAGCCCUUGUUGGAAGGCACAGCAGAAAACCCUGGUCAAAGUUUAUCAAUGCAGACAACCAGCAUCUAGUAUCCCCUGAGGCCAUAGAUUUCCUUGAUAAGCUUCUGCGCUAUGAUCACCAGGAUAGGCUUACUGCACGUGAAGCUAUGGCACAUCCAUACUUCCUCCAGGUGAGGGCUGCCGAAAACAGCAGGACUCGUGCGCAAUAGCAAUAGCAAGACUGUUGCUGAUAUUGAACGAGCAGCACUUGACGAAGCCGCAUCCUUGUAGUGACUUUGUCAUGUAUUAUGACUCGAUAAUGGUUGGGUCAGCUGGGAAAGGUAAGAGCCUGUGUGGUGUGUGCCUCAUCGACGAGGCGGAAAAGAACUGUGAUUUGCUCCUGUUGUUUGUGUAUGGAAACCAGAUUGAUUGAAACUUCGCAACACACUUUUCAUGUAACGUGUUUGGUAACAUUGUACGACUCUGCUUGUAAAGAAUAUCUUUGGUAAAUUGCUUUGGAUUCAAAA
Molecule: messenger RNA, 1588 nt
Organism: Aegilops tauschii subsp. strangulata
Lineage: Eukaryota; Viridiplantae; Streptophyta; Magnoliopsida; Poales; Poaceae
Product: casein kinase II subunit alpha-2
Biological process (GO): peptidyl-threonine phosphorylation; regulation of cell cycle; peptidyl-serine phosphorylation
Cellular component (GO): cytosol; protein kinase CK2 complex; nucleus
Molecular function (GO): ATP binding; protein serine/threonine kinase activity
Source: RefSeq, a predicted model, not a curated record